CACUCCUUGCAGACUCUCUUUAAGCCUUACGUCGCGUGUGUGUCUUGGACUAUUCUUGGCUCGUGGGUCGUGCUGCUUCGUCUGAGAAAGGUCACAACUGGGACCUUAGUUUUUCCGUUUUUUCUUUAAUGGAAGGAUGGCUCUUCCAGUCAUCGAAGAUAAUUAUGUGGGCUCCAGCAAUCGCAAAUUGCAGCAGCAUUUGCGUCAGUCCCAUAAAUUCUUUCUUCUCAAUCUGAAGUCUCAACGUCAACGUUUUUGCGGUUGUAGCGUGUGCAGAGACCACAAUAUAUGAAAUGGAAUGUGAAAACUGAAACAGUUUACCCACGCAAUCAUGGAAACAAAGACGCCCACCCAAAAGCCCAAAACCCAUUUGAAUUGAAUGCGUCUUCUUCCUUCUUCUCAUUCAUUCUGAUAUCUCAAGUCGCCUUGCCACUGUAGCAUGUCAGGCUGUAGUGGGAAGCUUAUAGCUGCCCCACAGGGACCCACACGGCCUACAAUUUAACCCCUUCCCCUUCUUCUUCUUCUUCUUCUUCUUCUUCUUCAAUGGCUUAAAGCAUCAUUGUUUAUUCUUCUUGUCAAGUCCCUCCGCACCUCCUCUCUCCCCCUUUCUCUAUUUUUAUCGGAGACAAAGAGAAGUUUUUUCCUUAAUUCUUCUCAGCACCUCCUCUCUCCCCCUUUCUCUAUUGUUAUCGUAGACAAAAGAGAAGUUUUUUCCUUAAUUCUUCUCAGACAAGAAUCUCCGAAAGGCCCAGGAGCUGCUUAACUGAAUAAUCAGUCUCUCAUCUCCCAGCCCAGAUAAUUUUCUUCUCUUCUUCUGCUAUAUCGUUUCUGGCCGGUGAAGAUUCGGUUCAGGGCUCCUGGGCUCCGCGCGAAUUUUCAUUCAAUUCCUCUUUUCCUUUUUAUCUUCUCCGAUCUUUGUUGUCUCCACUUGAAUUAUGGCCUGAGCAGAUAAAUUUUCAGGUCGGUCACUGGGUUUGAAUCAGAAGGAAACAUGUUUUGUUUCCAGGUUUCAUUGGAAAUCAUUUGUACUCAGCCUGAAUCAAAGGCUCGAUAUAGCUACAAUUGAUCAAGUUACUUUGCAGAAGGAAUUUGAAAAACUUAGUGGGUUUCGAAUAUUCAAUUUGAUGCUUGAGGUACUACGUUCCUCGAUAGAGAUGACCAUGGACCGAGGCUUGUCAGGCGACGCCCAUGAGGGAAGUAAUCGAGGCUUGGUAUUGGCGAUUGAAUGCUUGAAAGGGAGCUCGAAAGCUGACGAAUGGAAUGGAAACAUGCUUCAGACAGGUGACAUCGUGGAGGAGCUGAAGAUCGGAAACCUGUUGAGCGUUGGACCGCCGUUCAAGAAUGGAAAGCAUGGGGUGCAGAAGCUCCUCCACACGUCGUACAAGAAGAGGGAAACGUUGAUUAAGGUCCGAGUCCGACGCGGCCGAUACGAGGUCGUUGAGUUGCAGGCCUGUAUCGUCCCCAACGAGGCCGCCGGGAAGAAGCAGUAUAUGUUAAGAUCUAUUGAUGAUCCUAAUUACGCCGUUGGAUUCGCUGAUCGGACGGAAAGCGAUUGCCUUGCCUACCAAGGUUCAAGAAGAUCUAGGUUGGUCUCUGCAUUAAGCAAAGCACAACUUCAAGAUGGCUAUGUACCAUAUCGUUGGGAGAGGAAGAUGCAGUUGCUUACAGUUCCCAAUUCAAGUUGCUUUCUUUCUAUCCUAUUUCUUCCAAAGGCAUCAGACCGAAUUGCUUCACGGUACAAUGACAUUGAGGAUACACUUGCUAGGGCAAAUGCCUGGCUAAAUGCUUCUCAGGCCUCUGGGGUCCCUAUAGUGCUUAUGAAUAUCCAGACUGAGUCUCUCCUUACAAAGAUAUCUGGGGAGACUGCUUCGGCUACUGUCAAUGCUGGGUCAUUUUCUGACCUAUCAAAUCUUGCAAAUGUUAGCCUUUAUGGGUUUGAAGAUUACCAUGGGGUUGACAUUGGUGUGGUGAGAGCAGUUCGUCUGUGGUAUGCUCCUAUUGGAGGAGAGGUUGCAUUGGAGAUUGAUCUAAAGGAAGGUGACUCAAAGCUUGGGUUUGCAAUUAGUCGUACAGAAGAGGGCUUCAUCUUCAUUUCUUCCGUUGCUGAUGAUGAGAACAAUGAGCUAGCAUCAACACGAUCAGGACUUAGGGAUCUAUACAGAGAGGCAGUGAGUGCAUCUAAGUUCCUGGUUAUCUCAAGAGUAUCAAACCAGAAAGUCCUUCCUUGGAUGGUUUCUUCGGCUGGGGCGAUCCGAUGUUAUGACACGGUCUCGCUGAGCCAGAAGUUGUCAUUGCACCGCCACGCCUUACGGCCUAUUUUUAUCCAUGUGUUCAUGUGGGACUGUACAUUGGUUUCCGAAGAUGAUGGAAUUGGCAAGUUUAGGGCCAGUUCACCAACUGCAAUGCCACGAAGAUCUGAAGUCCAAUUGCCACGUCAUCCAUCAAAUGAGAGUCAAGUCCUGCCUCUGUCUCCUGAAAUUGAAUUGGCGCAGCCAUCAACUGAGAGCCGUGUCCAAGGCAAUGGGCCAGAGCUCAUGGGAGACAGAGACACGGCAGGGGAACUAUCAUUUAGAUUCCAUAACUUUUCACUCUCCAGCAACUGGGUUUGAUCCCUUCCCCACUUCCCUUUCUGUUAGUGUACAUAUGAGAUUAUGUCAGUUGAUUCCCCUCGAGUGGUGUUAGUUCCCUGUUACAAGUUUGAUUGAGAAAAUAAACAGUACACUUUCUUGCCAGUUCACAACCAAUUUUAAAUACCACCUUAACAUAUCUGUACAUGACUCCAAAAUUCAAAGUUUAUGGGCUAUUAUUUCAUAUAAGAUUGAAAUUAUGUGCUUGUA
Messenger RNA from Macadamia integrifolia, 2837 nucleotides. RefSeq lists its product as uncharacterized. The coding region runs from base 1125 to 2609 and encodes 494 amino acids. The transcript has 4 exons. The record is from RefSeq and is a predicted model, not a curated record. NCBI's taxonomy places the organism in Eukaryota, Viridiplantae, Streptophyta, Magnoliopsida, Proteales, Proteaceae.